Molecule: messenger RNA, 1011 nt
Organism: Zingiber officinale
Lineage: Eukaryota; Viridiplantae; Streptophyta; Magnoliopsida; Zingiberales; Zingiberaceae
Product: homeobox-leucine zipper protein HOX12-like
Exons: 4
Coding region: 60-806 (248 amino acids)
Biological process (GO): positive regulation of DNA-templated transcription
Cellular component (GO): nucleus
Molecular function (GO): sequence-specific DNA binding; DNA-binding transcription factor activity, RNA polymerase II-specific
Source: RefSeq, a predicted model, not a curated record
AAUUUCGAAAGGAUUCUUUAUCCAUCAGCCAUUUAUAAAUAUGCCUCGAGACUUUAACCAUGGCGUGCUGGUAUAGUGCUGCUUCUUCCUCCGGCUCCGCCUUCUACCUUUCCUACUUCCUUCUUCCUUCGGCUGUUAAUUAUUCGAUCGAGGUAGAGGCAGAGACAGAGUCAAUGGAAGAACAGAGGCGGUUCUCUUCGUUGUCCGAACUCUGCUCUCAAACUCCUGCAGCGUCGACGGUGGGGGAGGGGAGCAGGAGGAGGCGGCGGCCGCGGAGGAAGAGAUCAUCGGAGAAUGAUGAGGCGAAGAAGAGGCGGCUGAGCGAUGUGCAGGUGAAGUUUUUAGAGAUGAGCUUCCAGAAGGAGAGGAAGCUGGAGUCGGGGCGGAAGGUGCACCUCGCCGCCGAGCUCGGCCUCGACCCCAAGCAGGUCGCCGUCUGGUUCCAGAACCGCCGCGCGCGCCACAAGAACAAGCAGGUGGAGGAGGCCUACGCCGAGCUCAAGUCCGCCCACGACGCCGUCGUCCUCCAAAAAUGCCUCCUUGAAUCCCAAGUGUUAAAUUUGAGGGAGCAGCUUUUUGAGGCGAAGGAGGAGAAAAGGAAGCUGUCGUUGGGGAUCAACGGAGGAGCUUCCGGCCUCAGCAACGUCACCGCCGCAGGCGGCGGCAGCAGCAGCCCGAGCUCAUCCUUCUCGGUCGUCGGAGAGCUCGGCUUGGAAGGAGGAGAAGGCGACUUCGUGUACGCGCACCAGCAGGAGCAUGACUUCAACAAGUACAUGAUGGAGUGGGCAAACUUUUACGGUGUUUAAUUAAUUAAGUACAUGUCUAAUCUGUCAAUUAUUGCUAUUAUUAAGGCCAUAAUCUACCCUUGUAGAUUAAUCAAUCUCUCUAAACUCUGCUAAAUCAUUUCACUCCACAGUGAUAGGAAUUCCUAGUGCAUUAGCUAGUACGGCUGCUAUGUUCUGUGCCUGUACUCUUCAUCUCCUUUAAAGUUGUAGAAAAGUGGAUUAAUUA